This is a messenger RNA of Daphnia magna, 468 nucleotides long. Its product is annotated as pEARLI1-like lipid transfer protein 3. Bases 105 to 365 code for a protein of 86 amino acids. NCBI's taxonomy places the organism in Eukaryota, Metazoa, Arthropoda, Branchiopoda, Diplostraca, Daphniidae. The record is from RefSeq and is a predicted model, not a curated record. The transcript has 2 exons.
AACUGAAUGCCCGAUUGCAUAUUACUUACCAUUCACCUGACUAUAUAAGCCCAGGAAUGGAGAACCAAAAUCAUCAGUUGUUUACCAAACUAACCUAGUACAACAUGAAGCUGCUCUUUGUCGCCGCAUUCUUGGCUGUUGCUGCCGCCGUACCAUCCAGCUACAAGCCGGAAUACAAAGCUCCCAGCUAUCCUGCCCCAAGCUACACGGCACCAAAGUACCCUACUCCUAGCUACCCCUCACCAGCCUACCCCACACCAGCCUACCCCGCACCAGCCUACAAGAAGGAUAACAAAUACGAUGACAUUACCAUCACCAGCCAAUCUGAUGAGCGCAACCUCGAUGGCAGCAGCCAAUGGAGGUAAGUCAAUUUCAUUCUUAAUACUCCUUAAUUUAAGAAUAAUAAUAUAAAAAAAUUAUAAUUCUUCCAAUCCAUAGCUAUGCCCAGUCUGACUACACCACCCGUGA